Messenger RNA from Saccostrea cuccullata (small rock oyster), 1024 nucleotides. RefSeq names its product zinc finger HIT domain-containing protein 3-like. The coding region runs from base 2 to 478 and encodes 158 amino acids. NCBI's taxonomy places the organism in Eukaryota, Metazoa, Mollusca, Bivalvia, Ostreida, Ostreidae. The transcript has 5 exons. Gene Ontology annotation, molecular function: protein binding. The record is from RefSeq and is a predicted model, not a curated record.
CAUGAUAUCCCCCAAAAACAAUAACAUGGAGGGUCAAGAAAAAUAUCAGUGUGAAGUCUGUCAAGCUAAUGUAUCAAAAUACAAAUGUCCAAAAUGUAUCAUCAAAUAUUGUUCUGUCAGCUGCUACAAGUUACACAAAGAAAGUGUUUGCAAGCCAUUGUUAACCCAAUCACAAAACAAAGAAGCAGGAGUCCCAGCUGAAUCAGAAGGAGUUCCUCAGAAGAUACCUGACCUUGACCUUGAGGAGACAGAAGACAGAGUAUCACCCGAGACACUUCAAUGUCUAAGAGAGAAUCCUGACCUACUAUUGUCCUUGGAGAACCCCCACCUGCGGUCCCUCAUGACAGACCUGGUGGCCACCCCUUCCCCCUCACAGGACAUGGACAGGGUGAUGAAGGAACCUAUAUUUCUGGAGUUUGCUGACCACUGCCUGAAAGUCAUGGACAAUAACUGUCAGACCAAAUCACCUGAAGACUGAUGUGUUCAAAAUAGAAAUGGAUAGACAGAUUUUCUUUUAAAUCAUUAUAAUUUUAUCUCAGUCACACUUUCUGGAAACAAUAAUAAUUUUCCCGACCUGCUUUUUGGCAUGCUUACAAAUUGUUUCUUAAUAUUUCAGAGGAGAUACAUUUCUUUUAUUCUAAUAUGUUUCUUGGUGAAAAUCUCUUUUUAAACUUUGACUUCUGGCGUUUGUUAGAAAAUUAUACAAAGUGUGCACAGAUUAUUGUAGCCAUGGCACAUACAGUUUUCAGAUUGAGCUGUUAUUGUGAUCUUGAGUUAGGGACUAGAUCAGUUGAUCCAUGUACAAUAUGUACUGGUGCUAAUAAACAUAAUUUUUUUGUCAGAGUUACUUUGAAGAUAUUGUAUACUUUGUGACAUGGUUUUUCCUCAACAACAGUCUGAUUCUUAAUAUUGUCAUUAUCAAGUGCAGCAUUUAAACAUGAAUCAGUCAGAUUGAAAUUAGAUUGAAGUCUUCUGUUUUAAGAAAAAAAAUUCAGCAACAGGUGUUAUAAACCAGUUUUUAAUA